AUUGCAGUGCACUGGACUGUACAGAACUGGGUAGCAUCCACACUGUCUAUGAGGGUGCGGUCCGGCUGCACUGAGAGCAACAACACUGACAGAUAGAGAGAGAGAGAGAGAAGGAAUAAGAAAGAAGAGGAGGGAGAGAUAUCACCACACGAGGAAUACAGCAAGGGAUGAAAGGAGACACCCCUGUGAACAGCACCAUGAGCGUCGGUCAGGCCAGGAAGCUGGUGGAACAGCUGAAGAUUGAAGCCAGUUUUUGUCGGAUCAAGGUGUCUAAGGCAGCGGCGGACUUGAUGGCAUACUGUGAUGCCCACGCAUGUGAGGACCCUCUCAUCACCCCUGUGCCCACUUCAGAAAACCCCUUCAGGGAGAAAAAGUUCUUCUGUGCUCUUCUCUGAAAAGGACACCGGAGACGCAGACUUAGUCUCAUUUAGAUAAUAAUGAUUUAUGUACGCACAUCACACAACACAUCACAUUACUCGACACAGCAAAAUAAAUCCCAAAUUAAGCUUUAAUAAAUGCAAAUUUCAGCAAUUGACAGCGCCAAAUUGACAAAAACAUAAUUGUGAGAAUAUUUUUAUUCUCCUGAUUUUUUUUUGGGGGGGGGGGGGGGGGGGGGCUUGUUCCUUUUAAUUAAAGGGAUGAAAUAACAUCAAGAUUGAUGCAAACUGAUUAGAUGAAAUCACACACUGAUACACACAUAUGCAAGCACACAGUUUUUUAAUUAAGCAAAAGGAAAUAGGUGCGGGUCUGGAUAUUUCAAUGAUUUCAAAUGUUAUUAUAUUCAAGACAUUCGUUGUGUUCUUCACAAUAGCAAACUCUGGUGAUUUACAAAUUCUUUAUGUAUAUUUAGAUUUUUUUUUUACAUGUUUUGUUUGAGGUGGCUAUGUACUCUGGUAGACAUUUCUGAUGAACUGGUAGAGCUUCUAAAGUUUAGAUCAUUGUGAGAAGGUGAGACUGCUGAUACCUACACACAAAUACCACCAGUGCAUAGUGUUCCUAAAGGGAUUUGUUAUUUCCUAAAACCAAUUAAGUUUUUCUGACCACUUAAACAAGAAGUAGAGGUAUCUAGUCUCUAAGAGUUGGAAAUUAACUUAAAAGACAAAUUAUUGGAGAAAAAUGUAAAAAGAACAUCUGUCAAAAGUUGUGGUCCCAAGUAAUGGAUUAAAUAUUGCAGACAGAAUCCAAUGAAUGAAUGAAUAAAACUUUUAAACACAAAA
Molecule: messenger RNA, 1217 nt
Organism: Carassius gibelio (silver crucian carp)
Lineage: Eukaryota; Metazoa; Chordata; Actinopteri; Cypriniformes; Cyprinidae
Gene: gng3
Product: guanine nucleotide binding protein (G protein), gamma 3
Exons: 3
Coding region: 168-395 (75 amino acids)
Biological process (GO): G protein-coupled receptor signaling pathway
Cellular component (GO): heterotrimeric G-protein complex
Molecular function (GO): G-protein beta-subunit binding
Source: RefSeq, a predicted model, not a curated record